Funneliformis mosseae is the source of this 270-nucleotide messenger RNA. Lineage: Eukaryota; Fungi; Glomeromycota; Glomeromycetes; Glomerales; Glomeraceae. The record is from the annotation of a GenBank genome assembly.
AUGAAUGCUGUUCCUAUAUUUGCCUUAUAUUUGGAAGAUAAGGACGUUCCGGUAAAUGAAUGUGAGAAAAAAAAUAUAAUAUGGAAAUCUCACGUUGCAGAUGAAGUGCAGUUUGCCACAAUAUACUCAUUACAAAAUAUUUAUGAUCGUCUCGGAUUUUCAAAGCGAGGUCCGCAAGCUUUACAGCCAAUCCAAUGUUUUCCCACAUUCUCUGUACUUCUGCUCGAACAUAUUGAGGAAUGCACAACUGUCAACCUCCUCAUUUUCUAA